UACUCGUUGUGCCUGCAUUCAAGUUUUUAUAACAUUUCCACGAUAAAGAAAAUGCAUACAUGCUGAUAGCGAAAUUAUUUUGAGAAUUAACUUUUUGAGAUAAAUCAAUUUAACAAUUUGAAAUACAUAAUUGAUUCGGUAAUGGUCAAUAUUAAUGGCAACGGGACUGGGUUUUGACUUAUGAAUUACAGAAAAAGAUAAACCAGUUUAAUUAUGGCUUUGGUAUUCAGUGUCCUAUUAAUAUCUUUAUUGUUACAAGUGAGUAUUUGCAUGAGGAACUUUCAUUUCCCACACCCGCACAUCUAUGGUCUGGGCAUGUACAACCACUACCCACAUUAUGAAGACUACGACAGUGAGAGCUUGGUGGUGCGUUCACACAGGAACAGGUACCAUCGGUUCAAAGACAACUCUGAUUACUCUGACUCAGAGCACCACUACAAAAUGGCAUGUAGGUGCAGCUGUGUCAAGUGCAGGAAACCUAAACCAAAGCCGUGCUGCAAGGACUUCUGCCUGCAGCAGUGUUCUAUGCAAAACAACAUAUUUGUGGUACCGUAUCCAGUACCUUUUGUAGUCAGUCCGCUGAAUCAGUCUGCAACCCGUGCUACGACUACCGAGCAAGCUACGACACACACAUCCACGACGCCCCUUACAAUUAGCACAACGACUUUAACAACUACCACCACGGCUGAGACAAAAUCCACAGCUGUCUUCUUCGUUAGAAAUCAGCCAAAACGCUUUCGAAUCGUAGCGGACAAAAGGAGGAGAAAUAUGGGAAACAACGACAUACGACCGCCCAAGUUCAGGGAUAGACUGCCUAAGUAUGGAAUCGUGCCCAUACCGGAGAAACUGGCGAUCAGAUUGAUGGAGCAAAUGAGGGAUGGUCAUAGGAAAAACCAAUAUAGGCGGCAGGUCAAUGUCGAUAGGAAUGUUUUGCAAAACUAUUAGCUAUAGGUACUAGUA
Spodoptera frugiperda (fall armyworm) is the source of this 960-nucleotide messenger RNA. RefSeq lists its product as uncharacterized. The coding region runs from base 214 to 945 and encodes 243 amino acids. The transcript is spliced from 2 exons. The record is from RefSeq and is a predicted model, not a curated record. NCBI's taxonomy places the organism in Eukaryota, Metazoa, Arthropoda, Insecta, Lepidoptera, Noctuidae.